Schistocerca gregaria is the source of this 1932-nucleotide messenger RNA. RefSeq lists its product as uncharacterized. NCBI's taxonomy places the organism in Eukaryota, Metazoa, Arthropoda, Insecta, Orthoptera, Acrididae. The record is from RefSeq and is a predicted model, not a curated record. The coding region runs from base 1 to 1932 and encodes 643 amino acids. The transcript has 2 exons.
AUGGUGCACCAUCAGGGAGGCAGGGCUGUGACAACGUAUGUCAGCGUGGUGGACCAUCAGGGAUGCAGGGCUGUGACAAAAUCCGUCAGCGUGGUGGGACAUCAGGGAAGCAGGGCUGUUACAACGUCUGUCAGCGUGGUGGGCCAUCAGGGAGGCAGGGCUGUGACAACGUCCGUCAGCGUGGUGGAACAUCAGGGAGGCAGGGCUGUGACAACGUCCGUCAGCGUGGUGGAACAGCAGGGAGGCGGGGCUGUGACAAAGUCCGUCAGCAUGGUGGAACAUCAGGGAGGCGGGGCUGCGACAACGUCUGUCAGCGUGGUGGAAAAUCAGGGAGGCAGGGCUGUGACAACAUCCGUCAGCGUCGUGGAACAUCAGGGAGGCAGGGCUGUGACAACGUCCGUCAGCGUGGUGGAACAUCAGGGGGGCAGGGCUGUGUCAACGUCCGUCAGCGUGGUGGACCAUCUGGGAGGCAGGGCUGUGACAACGUCCGUCAGCAUGGUGGACCAUCAGGGAGGCGGGGCUGUGACAACGUCCGUCAGCGUGGUGAAACAUAAGUUAGGCGGGGCUGUGACAACGUCCAUCAGCAUGGUGGAACAUCAGGGAGGCGGGGCUGUGACAACGUCUGUCAGUGUGGUGGAACAUCAGGGAGGCGGGGCUGUGACAACGUCCGUCAGCGUGGUUGGAACAUCAUGGAGGCGGGGCUGUGACAACGUCCGUCAGUGUGGUGGAACAUCAGGGAGGCAGGGCUGUGACAACGUCCGACAGCGUGGUGGAUCAUCAGGGAGGCGGGGCUGUGACAAAGUCCGUCAGCAUGGUGGAACAUCAGGGAGGCGGGGCUGUGACAACGUCUGUCAGAGUGGUGGAACAUCAGUGAGGCGUGGCUGUGACAACGUCUGUCAGCGUGGUGGAACAUCAUGGAGGCGGGGCUGUGACAACGUCCGUCAGUGUGGUGGAACAUCAGGGAGGCAGGGCUGUGACAAUGUCCGUCAGCAUGGUGCACCAUCAGGGAGGCAGGGCUGUGACAACGUAUGUCAGCGUGGUGGACCAUCAGGGAUGCAGGGCUGUGACAAAAUCCGUCAGCGUGGUGGGACAUCAGGGAAGCAGGGCUGUUACAACGUCUGUCAGCGUGGUGGGCCAUCAGGGAGGCAGGGCUGUGACAACGUCCGUCAGCGUGGUGGAACAUCAGGGAGGCAGGGCUGUGACAACAUCCGACAGUGUGGUGGACCAUCAGAGAGGCAAGGCUGUGACAACGUCCGUCAGCGUGGUGGCCCAUCGGGGAGGCAGGGCUGUGACAACGUCUGGAGGCAGGUCUGUGACAUUGUCCGUCAGCGUGGUGGAACAUCAGAGAGGCAGGGCUGUGACAACGUCCGUCAGCGUGGUGGACCAUCAUGGAAGCAGGGCUGUGACAACGUCCGUCAGCGUGGUGGACCAUCUGGGAGGCAGGGCUGUGACAACGUUCGUCAGCGUCGUGGAACAUCAGGGAGGCAGGGCUGUGACAACGUCCAUCAGCGUGGUGGAACAUCAGGGAGGCAGGGCUUUGUCAACGUCCAUCAGCGUGGUGGACCAUCUGGGAGGCAGUGCUGUGACAACGUCCGUGAGCAUGGUGGAACAUCAUUGAGGCGGGUCUGUGACAACGUCCGUCAGCGUGGUGGAACAUCAGGGAGGCGGGGCUGUGACAACGUCCAUCAGCGUGGUGGAACAUCAGGGCGGCGGGCUGUGCCAACAUCCGUCAGUGUGGUGGAACGUCAGGGAGGCGGGGCUGUGACAACGUCCGUCAGUGUGGUGGAACAUCAGGGAGGCAGGGCUGUGACAACGUCCGUCAGCGUGGUGGAACAGCAGGGAGGCGGGGCUGUGACAAAGUCCGUCAGCAUGGUGGAACAUCAGGGAGGCGGGGCUGCGACAACGUCUGUCAGAGUGGUGGAACAUCAGUGA